Messenger RNA from Acanthosepion pharaonis, 729 nucleotides. The record is from the annotation of a GenBank genome assembly. NCBI's taxonomy places the organism in Eukaryota, Metazoa, Mollusca, Cephalopoda, Sepiida, Sepiidae.
AUGUUUCACUUUCUUUCAUUUCUUAGUCUUUCAUUUUGCAGUCUUUCACCUUUUGAUUUCUCAGUUUUUUCUUUUUCUUUCAUUGCUAAAUGUUGCACUUUCUUUCAUUUCUUAGUCUUUCAUUUUCUUUCAUUUUGCAGUCUUUCACCUUUUCAUUUCUCAUUUAAUGUCUCUCAUGUGUUUUGUCUUUUCUUUUCACUUCUCCCUUUUUCUUUUUAUAUUUCUCUCUUUCUUUUUCUUUUUGCACAAGUGUCUCUUUUUGAGGUCUUUUCUCUCUUUCUCUUUUUCAUUUCUUUAAUGUCUUUUUCUUCUUUCUUUUUCUCAUCCAAAAUCAUAUUGGACUUUUCUUCCUUUCGCAUACAUGAAUUUAUAGUGAGUUAUAGCAGAUAUCGCAAACCCGUCCACUUGGCUUGGAUGCCGAAGCAAGACACUCUUUUCUGCUGUGGUUGUUCUUUCUUUUCUUCUUUUUUUGUAUCUUUGUUUCAUCAUGUGGUUCUUUAUCUUCAACCUUUAACUUUCUUUCAUUUCUCAGCAUUUCAUUUUCUUUCAUUUCUCAGUCUGUCCCUUUUUUAUAUUUGUAAACUUUUCUCUUUCUAUCAUUUCUCAGUCUUUCACUUUCUUUUUAAAGGCUUUUACUUCUUUCAUUACUCAGCCUUUCCAUUUCUUGUAUUUGUAAACAUUUCUUUUUUUAUCAUUUCUCAGUCUUUCACUUUCUUUCUUUUCACUUGA